Messenger RNA from Photinus pyralis (common eastern firefly), 2661 nucleotides. RefSeq names its product inter-alpha-trypsin inhibitor heavy chain H5-like. The record is from RefSeq and is a predicted model, not a curated record. NCBI's taxonomy places the organism in Eukaryota, Metazoa, Arthropoda, Insecta, Coleoptera, Lampyridae. The coding region runs from base 187 to 2607 and encodes 806 amino acids. The transcript has 7 exons.
AACGCGUUUGUUUAAAAAUAAUUCCUGAAGCUGGACCGGUUUCUGCGAAAAUCUUCAAGUCAAUGACGUCCCUAUUUUCAAUCCCCCCCAAAUAACAACUCUUAAAUAAUCCUAAUUUUUGCUAUGUUUGUUAUUGUUUCAUAUUCAGUCAGUGAAUUAGCAUCCCGUACGCUUUGAUUUCGCAGAAUGCGUUUUAAAAUUUUACUGCUCUUUGGAUUUUUCCUAGUCCCGUCAGUUUUGACUGCCCCAACUGAGGAUGGUGCCCAAUCUUUGGUGGUUAGCAGCACCGCACCCUCAAACCCAAAGGAGUCAGAGGGUGAAGGAAAACCGAUAGAAACCGUACCUGAGGUUCCUCAAAUUUAUCAAAUGCACGUCAAGUCGAACAUUGGCAAUCGAUAUGCGCUUACAACCGUAACAAGCAGGGUUCGAAAUUUUGGAAAUAAGGCCCAAGAAGCUGUGUUUUCUGUCGUGCUGCCCGAAUCUGGUUUCAUUUCCGGUUUUAUAAUGGAAAUCAAUGGUAAAAAUUACACCGCCUACGUUAAAGAGAAAGAAGAAGCCAAGCGCGAUUACGACCAGGCCGUCGCUAGUGGUUUGGGCGCGGCGCAUGUAGCAGCUAGCGCACGUGACUCCAACCGUUUUACUGUCUCUGCAAAUGUCGAGCCUCAAGCAAAGGCCGCAUUUUAUUUGACGUACGAACAACUUCUGAAGAGGCAAGACGGCCAUUACGAACAGGUCAUUAACAUCCACCCAGGUCAACCUGUUAAAGAUCUAAGCGUUGAGGUUUUAAUUUCCGAAAGUAGAAAAAUCGUAGACUUGAAGGCCCCACCCCUCCGUUCCGGUAAUGAAAUUGGAACCGAUAAACCUGAACUGGACCCUCGAGCGGAUAUUACCAUCCACAAUGAUACGGCCGCGAUCGUCACGUUUAGUCCAAAUUUGGAGAGGCAAAAGGAAUUGGCUCACGUAUUGGGUACCAAAGAGGAGCAAGGUCUUUCUGGACAGUUCGUGGUGCAGUACGAUGUUGAGAGGGAUCCAAGUGGAGGCGAGGUGCUGGUCCAAGACGGUUACUUUGUACACUUCUUUGCGCCCUCCGACCUGAAACCGUUGCCUAAGCAAGUCGUCUUUGUACUAGAUACGAGCGGUAGCAUGUGGGGGCAGAAGAUAGAGCAACUCAAACGAGCCAUGCUGAACAUUUUGGAUCAGUUAAACGAACAUGACACACUGAAUUUGGUGGAAUUUAAUAGCAACACAAAGGUAUGGAAUAUCGAUGACCCAGAAAAAAGUGUUUGGUACCCUCGUAAAAACUCUUUCUAUUAUUAUAAUGAACAACCCGAUACCAAGGAGACUAUUGAAAUAUUAGAGGGCGCCAAAUUUCCACGCGCUUACGCUGCAAAUGCCGACAAUAUCAAAAAGGCCAAAGAUGCAAUAUCGGCAAUCAAGUCUGAUGGUUCCACUUCAAUGUUUGGUGCUCUUCAAGUUGCCUUACGCCUAGUGGAGCUGGAACGCACUCAACCUUCUGGAAGCGACACGAUCAAACGCCAACCCAUAGUCAUAUUUUUAACUGACGGCCAACCUACAGACUUAUUACCCGAUGAAAUCAUCACGCAAAUUACAGAAUUAAACUCGGAAGCAAAAAGAUCGCCGAUUUUCGCUUUAUCAUUCGGAGGUGGUGCCGAUAAGCAGUUCUUACAAAAAUUAGCAAUUCGAAACUCGGGAUUUUCCAGACACAUUUAUGACGAUGCCGACGCUUCUUUGCAACUCGAGGGUUUCUAUCGCCAAAUCACAUCACCUUUACUGUCGGAUGUCACUUUUAAGUACGCACCCACGACGACCAGUCUCACAAAAGCGAAAUUUCCAAUUUAUUUCGGUGGUUCGGAAAUUGUGGUGGCCGGGUUUUGCGGUACCGAAACACCGAUUCCAAUGAUCGACGGAACCGGUGUAGCUGGAGAAGUUUCAUUUAAACCGGCCGUCUUUGAAAACAUCUCCAACAUGGAACGAUUGUGGGCGUAUAUGACGAUUAAACAGUUGCUGGAGAAAAAGGAAGCUUCUGAUGGAGAUAAGCAAAAUUUGACGAAGCAAGCUUUAGAUCUCGCGUUGAAGUACAACUUUGUAACGCCAGUAAGUUCAUUAGUAGUUGUGAAACCUAACGAUACGAGCGCCGUUGACACAGAGGAAGCGACGCAAGCAUCCAGAUUUCCAGGAGCUGGUAGCUACGGCACGGGAUUCUCAGCACUCGCUAUCGCCCCAGCUUUUGAAGAUCUUCAGGUCGUAAACAAAGUUCAAACAAUUGCGUUUACUACAAACGUUCCAAUCUAUGCAUCAUCAACACCACGGUCACCUCUGGAGAUCCUUCUAGAUGUUCUUCCAUGGUUAAAUGCAAUAUUAGAGAACGAAUCUAUCCAGACUCCAAAAGGAAACUUCAAACUGGGGGUAAAUGAAACAAUAACAGAUAUUAUCCCUUGCCCAAAAACACCAAUGGACAAAGAAGGACACUGCACACUGCUGCACGAGUGCCCACAGGUACACGCUGAACUACAAACGUCAACAAAGUUCUUCGAUCACUUCUGCAUAUUAAAAAACGAGUUUGCAGGGGUUUGCUGUCCUAAUUGAUGCCGAUUUGAUACUUUUGUACUGUCAGAAAUAAACAACUUAUUUACUUGCUUA